This is a messenger RNA of Raphanus sativus (radish), 937 nucleotides long. Its product is annotated as reticulon-like protein B7. Lineage: Eukaryota; Viridiplantae; Streptophyta; Magnoliopsida; Brassicales; Brassicaceae. The transcript has 5 exons. The record is from RefSeq and is a predicted model, not a curated record. Bases 36 to 764 code for a protein of 242 amino acids.
AACGCAAAAAAAGUUGUGGAUUGGUAGAGAGGAGAAUGGAGACGGAGAAGGAGAAGCUAGAGAGAGUCGGACCAUUGGAGGAGCCGUUGAUGAAAAACAUCGUACCAGAGGAGGAGUCGCUAUCAUUGUCAGAUACUGAUAGCGAGAUACCAGAUUCUCCCGUUCCCAUCAACGCUCCGAUCUACCGUAUCUUUGGAAGAGAACGUCCGAUCCACAUGGUUCUCGGCGGAGGUAAACCUGCUGAUGUGUUGCUAUGGAGGGACAAGAAGGUAACCGCGGGAUUAGUGGGUGCAGUGACUGUGAUCUGGCUCUUGUUUGGGUUCGGUCAUUGUCGUCUUCUUACAUUUGUUUGUCGUGGAUCCAUCCUCUUUCUGCUUCUUUCGUUCGUCUGGUCCAAUGCCCUCAACAGAUCUCCUGAGAAGAUAAUGGAGAUUUACAUACCUGAGAAGCCAUUACUCCAAGCUGCUUCUGCAUUGACCUUUGAGAUUAACUGUGCUUUUGCAACCUUGAGGAGCAUUGCCUUAGAGAGAGACAUCAAGAACUUUGCACUGGUAGUCAUAGGACUUUGGCUCGUAUCUAUCAUCGGAAGCUGGUUCAGCUUCUUGUCAUUGCUCUACAUCUGUUUCUUAUUGAUUCACACGGUGCCGAAGCUGUAUGAGAAGUAUGAAGAUGAGAUUGAUCCAAUUGCUGAGAAGGCUGUGAUUGAGAUGAAGAAGCAUUUCCAAGUAUUCGAAGCCAAGGUUUUAAGUAAGAUAAAUCAUUAGCAAUUCUACUCAAAAUAAUCGAAAUUGAGUUAGUUUCGGUUACCUUAGUUUAGUUCAUUUAUUUAUUUAUUCCUUCCUCUGUUCAUGUGCUUUUGGUUACUUCCUACUCAAGAUAAAGUUCUGCAAACGCUGGCCCUUACAUAGCUAUAGACAUUUAAUGGGAAUAUUCAAGA